Messenger RNA from Alternaria burnsii, 1386 nucleotides. Its product is annotated as camp-dependent protein kinase regulatory subunit. The transcript has a single exon. The record is from RefSeq and is a predicted model, not a curated record. Gene Ontology annotation, biological process: regulation of protein phosphorylation. Bases 1 to 1386 code for a protein of 461 amino acids. Lineage: Eukaryota; Fungi; Ascomycota; Dothideomycetes; Pleosporales; Pleosporaceae. Gene Ontology annotation, cellular component: nucleus; cAMP-dependent protein kinase complex. Gene Ontology annotation, molecular function: cAMP-dependent protein kinase regulator activity.
AUGUCCCUCCCUCCUGACUACUCCAACGAGAUCUCCACUCUCGACCGCGAAAUUCUCAAACACAAGCCCCACGACAUCCUCCAGUUCUGCGCAAACUUCUUUAAUCGCCGUCUCGAGUCGCAGCGAACCGAAUAUCUGCUGUCGCAACAGCACUCCAGUCCCCAGGGCCGUGCCGAGAACACCUUUCCCGGCAACAACCCCUUCAGCACCUCCCCCAGCAGCGGUAGCGGCUUCACCAAAUCCACAAUGCAGCGUCUCGAAGAGGAGGAGGAAAACGACACCAUGACCUCCCCCACUGCCUCGACCUUUGCAGCCGUCGACUUUAGCAGGUCUCGCAGCAGCAACAACGACUCGGGUGCGAGCGCGUUUGGCGACUUUGGCGGCUUUGGCGGCUCCUCAAAGAAUAACAUCACCCAAAUGCCGCCUCUUUCAGGCGAAGGCCAGAACUUCCCCAGCAACUACAACACCAACAGGCGCACUUCCGUCUCUGCUGAGUCGCUCAACCCCGCCUCGAGUGCUGCCGACAACUUCACCCCACCUUUCCACCAGAAGACGCAGGACCAGCUAUCGCGCCUCAAGUCUGCCGUCUCGGGCAACUUUCUCUUUUCACAUCUCGAUGACGACCAGUCAGCCAUGGUGCUCGGCGCGCUGCACGAGAAGCCGAUACCAACAAAGGGCAUAAAGGUCAUUCAGCAAGGCGACGUGGGAGAUUACUUCUACGUCGUCGAAAAGGGCUCAUUCGACAUUUAUGUCAACCAGUCGGGUAAGGUUGAGGGUGGUUUGGAUGGUGUUGGCAGCAAAGUAGGCACCGUCGGACCCGGUGGUUCUUUUGGUGAGCUAGCUCUCAUGUACAACGCUCCCCGUGCCGCAACCGUCACCUCAACAGAGCCAUCCACGCUCUGGGCGCUAGAUCGCAUUACCUUCCGUCGCAUCCUCAUGGACAGUGCCUUCCAGCGCCGACGCAUGUACGAAGGCUUCCUAGAGGAAGUUCCUCUGCUGUCCACCCUAACGCCCUACGAGCGUUCCAAGAUUGCCGAUGCUCUCGAAACCAAAAAGUACCCUCCUGGAACAACCAUCAUUCAAGAAGGCGAUGUCGGCGAGUCCUUCUUCCUCCUUGAAUCCGGAGAAGCCCAGGUCUUCAAGCGCGGCGUAGACAGCGCCGUCAACCAAUACAAAAAGGGCGAUUACUUCGGCGAGCUGGCCUUGCUCAAUGAUGCUCCUCGUGCGGCAUCAGUCAUCAGCAAGACAGAGGUCAAGGUUGCAACGCUCGGAAAGAAUGGCUUCCAGCGACUUCUCGGCCCUGUCGAAGGCAUCAUGAGGCGGAACGAUCCCAGCAAGGCUGCUUUCGAAGGCGAUCACGUAGAUCCGCUGUCUACGACUUCAUAA